Messenger RNA from Hyposmocoma kahamanoa, 2409 nucleotides. It is a transcript of the gene nmo, whose product is annotated as serine/threonine-protein kinase NLK. NCBI's taxonomy places the organism in Eukaryota, Metazoa, Arthropoda, Insecta, Lepidoptera, Cosmopterigidae. Gene Ontology annotation, biological process: intracellular signal transduction; protein phosphorylation. The transcript has 10 exons. Gene Ontology annotation, molecular function: ATP binding; MAP kinase activity. Gene Ontology annotation, cellular component: cytoplasm; nucleus. The record is from RefSeq and is a predicted model, not a curated record. Bases 300 to 1610 code for a protein of 436 amino acids.
AAUAAAUUUCACGGUUAUUAUCCUUUGUCCAGGGAUAACUAGGUUCGCGUAAGCGGUCCGGGUCAUUUGCUACAGAAAACUUGAUCAAACGUGACAAAUAACUUGUGGAUUUAGCCGGUGUAUGUGUAUUGCUACGUUUGGUGUGUUUUGUGAUUCCCGCAUAGCCGUUCGAGCAUGAAUAAUAAAGAAGUAGCCGGUGAUAGCGUCGCGUGUCCACUGGGAGAGGGCUGGUGAUCGGGCGGGGUGUUGGCGUGUGAUGGUGGUGAGUUUGCGGUGACGGCUCGCCGCGGCGCGGUUGGAUGGCGGCCGUUAGUGGCCCCGCGCGGCACUCUCGCGUCUCCAUGAGCGUGUCCAUGUCGCUGAUGCAGGGCGGUACGCAGAGCGCGCCGCAGGGCGCCAUCCUGGCGGCGGCGGCGCCCUACUACCAGACGCAGGCCAUCCCCACGGAUGUGCAGCCCGACCGCCCCAUCGGCUAUGGCGCCUUCGGAGUCGUAUGGGCAGUGACAGACCCGCGCGACGGGCGACGGGUGGCGCUCAAAAAGCUGCCCAACGUGUUCCAGUCGCUCGUGUCCUCCAAGCGCGUCUUCCGCGAGCUCAAGAUGCUGUGCUUCUUCAAACAUGAAAACGUCCUUUCGGCGUUAGAUAUCCUUCAGCCGCCAAGCCUCGACUUCUUCCAGGAAAUUUACGUCAUCACGGAGCUACUACAAAGCGACCUGCACAAGAUCAUCGUUUCACCGCAGCACCUCUCCGCCGAUCACAUCAAAGUCUUCCUCUAUCAGAUUCUCAGAGGUCUAAAGUAUCUACACUCAGCCCGUAUCUUGCACCGCGAUAUUAAACCCGGCAAUCUUCUGGUGAACAGCAACUGUGUGCUCAAGAUCUGCGAUUUCGGCCUGGCCAGAGUCGAGGAACCGGAUACGAAUAAAAACAUGACGCAAGAGGUCGUCACGCAAUAUUAUAGAGCACCGGAAAUCCUGAUGGGCGCAAACCACUACACAGCGGCAGUGGACGUGUGGUCAGUAGGCUGCAUAUUUGGCGAGCUGCUGGGCCGACGGAUCCUCUUCCAGGCGCAGAGUCCUGUCCAACAGCUGGAGCUAAUAACGGAGCUUCUGGGCACACCGUCACUAGAAGACAUGCGGCAUGCAUGCGCCGGCGCCCGCGCGCAUAUGCUGCGGCGCGCGCCCCGCCCGCCCGCGCUCGCUGCGCUCUACACGCUCUCCGUGCAAGCCACGCACGAGGCCGUACAUUUGCUCGCGCAGAUGUUAGUAUUCGAUCCGGCGAAGCGCAUCUCUGUAGUGGACGCACUGGCCCACCCGUACCUCGAGGAAGGCCGCCUGCGCUACCAUUCAUGCAUGUGCAAGUGCUGCUACAGCGCGCCGGGCGGCGUGGGCGGCGUCGGCGUGGGGGGCGGGCCUGCGCCCGCGCGCCACUACUCGCCCGACCUCGAGCCCGUCGCGACGCAUCCCUUCCAUGACGCCUGGGAGAGGAAGCUCACGUCUGUACAUCAGGUCAAAGAGGAGAUCCACAAAUUCAUAGCGGAACAGCUCCAAACCUCACGCGUCCCUCUCUGCAUCAACCCGCAGUCCGCCGCGUUCAAGAGCUUCGCAAGGUAAGGCGCAGCCGCAACCGCCACCAACAACCAACCGACACUAGUUCCACCGUGGCGCACCCGUCGGAGCUGCCGCCGUCGCCGCACCAAUGGGAAUGACGUGAGUCGCGCCGCGGCCAAGACAGGCGGCGCGCGAAUUUCAACGACACGCGUUAACUCGCCGCGAUGCACGUUGCUACACACAUCGACAUUUACUGCUUUAUGAUCUCUCGACAGUUCGUUCGACGCAAUUAAUACCUUGUGUCAUCGACAUAAAGAUCACUGAAAUAUUUACUCUGUAUCAAGCCACAGUCAAGUAUGUAUUUUUAAACAAAAUUUACAUUUAAACUGUUCAUGGUCGUUGCUUUGAUUAUGUGAACCAACCAGCUUAUCGUACGCAAAAUCACGUUGAUUUUAAAAUUUGAUAUAAAGUCCAUCGACAUUAAAACUGCUCAAAUAUCUACCUACUCAAGAAAAGAAUAAUACUAAUCAAAUUGUGUACUUUUUAAAUUGUGAAUAUAUUAAAAACAUUCCUCUUCUUUUUGCUUUUGAGGCGAACUUUUUGAAUUUCGCCAGUAUCGAGAUAUAGUGUGAGGAAGCACACGCUUUUAGAAUGGCUCAUGAUUUCACAGAUGACCAGGGCUUUCAGAACUUUUCGAUAUUUUAACCGAAUCGUUCCAUUGUAUAUCGUUCUCGAAGCGAAGGGCGCUUUCCAAGUUAUUCAGAACAUCUAAGUUAAACGUUCGGUUCGGAUUCGGAUACGAUAUCGUUAUCCAACAGCGUUUACAGAGUUAGUCCGUGAAAUAGAUUAUAAGAGAAAUUAA